Bradysia coprophila is the source of this 1739-nucleotide messenger RNA. RefSeq lists its product as uncharacterized. The record is from RefSeq and is a predicted model, not a curated record. NCBI's taxonomy places the organism in Eukaryota, Metazoa, Arthropoda, Insecta, Diptera, Sciaridae.
UGUAAAAUUCAUUUCUAAGACAAGUGUUGCUCAGUAAUGAUAUUGUGUCUAGUUGAAUACUGAAAAUAGUUCGUCUUGUUCGACGGUUUUUGUUUAAAAAAAAAAAUAUUUGUUCAAUUGUGAAACGUGAAUUAGUAUCGUCAAAAAUGCUUAGAAACAUUUUUUUUGUGAUCGUUGUGUCUGUCGCAGUGAUAAGUGCGGACGAAAAAACGUCGAAAUAUACCCAAGUUAUACAGCCGGCAUCACGUCAAUUACCGGCUACACAUGAUGGAUAUCAAUCGGAUGCAGUGUAUGCCCAGCAAAGUGCACCGUAUCCAAUGGCAUAUCAACCAGCUGAAGGAAUUUAUCCACCAGCUAACGAAGACGUUGGUGCAGAUACUCAGGCUCAUCAAGCAGAGCAGCCAUUGGAAAAUCCAAAUUACGAUUCCGGUGUCUAUCCCAACUACGGGCCACAAGACAAUGUACAACAAUAUGUGAGUUCAUAUGGUGGUCCGUAUGCACCAGGCGUCAAUGCCGUUGGCUAUCCAAUCUAUGGCGGAGGUUAUGGCCCGAGUGGAUUCGGCGUACAAACUGGUUUCGAAGGAUAUUAUGUGCCAUCGGGUGUACCAAUUCCACCACCACCACCACCGCCAGGUCCAGCAAUCUGGGACCUUUUCCGAAACAAUCUACCCUAUCCGCGCACCAUGUUGUCCAUGCUGAUGCGAUCGGGAACAUAUCUAUUGAGUUCGAUCGGUGUCGUAUUGUUUGGCGGUGCGGUCACAACAGCCAUUUGCACAUUCACACCACUGUGCACGAUUUCGUUUGCUGCACUUCCGUUGCUCGGUCUGAGAGAAACGUUGAACUCGAAAACGAUUAAGGAGUCGAUAGCCAGCGAAAUAACAUCGGAUCGUGUCCGACGAGCAGCAGAAUUUCUUCGAACCGCUUUGGAAAAAUACAAUCAAAUUCAAGAGGAUACCAGUAAAGAGGCAAAGAGUGAGGCGGCUGGAACCAGUGCGGUUGCCAAAAAAGUUAGCGCCACUAGUGCGACACGUCGAUAAGUAAUUAAUUUCUUCUUUUUUUUAAAUAAUCCGCUCAGUUCAGAAAUCUUUUGUUUUAUUUUGAACCAAAACCAUUGAACUCUGAGGCCAUUUUAUUCUUAUUCCUAAAAUCAAUGUGAUGAAUUUCGGAUAAUAUUGUUGCCGACAACUUAGUUUAUUGGUUUUGGUUUGACUGCUUAGAUUUUUGCUUUUAAAAUGUAAAAUAUUUUGCUAACAAAUUUUAGUAAUUUCAAAAUGGAAAACGAAUAAAUUUUAUCAAAUCCAACACAUCUGUGUAAUUGUUAACGAGCACUCAGUUAAACGCAAAAAGAACACAAGAAUUUUAAUAAUACCAAAAAACCGAAGAGUGACGCGGACUUAUGAUUUAUAGUGAAGUGAGUAUACCGCACACAAGCGAAGAAUGAGAUUCACAUUAAUUAUUUUCCAACCGAUCAGUGCAUUGCUAUAAAUGUAUAUGUGCAAAACCAACCAACGUACAAUGUAAUCUAUUAACCACCGACGAAUUAACCUUUUUCUGUCGCGCCGAAGGUACAAUGUUCUCAUCAAUUGUGCAAUAUUGUAGAAAUCUACGCUGUUUUACCGUAUCAUAAUGAAUCUUUCUCUGCGUUUACUUAUUGGUUAUUGAUAUAACUUGCGUAUGUUAAAUGAGAAUUUAAUUGCGCAUAAUUUCCGUUAAAAUAAACUUUCUCUGUGGAAAAAUUG